AUGACACAGAUGCCAAAGGAGGCUGAAGGGUCAAUCGACCCCAAGCUUCCAUGGUGGGGUGGCGAUUGGACGACUUUUCAAGACUACUCCUUGCGUGUGGAGCUGAAAGCAGACGCGACAAAGAAAGAGGACCUUCCGCAGUUAGGCCCUCGCCUGGCGACCAAUUUGAUUGGCAAAGCCUUUGAUGUUUUGGGAAGCUUGGACCGCGAAGCCUUGAAGAAGGAGGACGGAUGGUCCUACUUGCUGAAACAUCUGGAAAAGACGCGAGGCAAGACCAAAGUGGAUGUUCUUGGAGAUGCGUUUGCCGAGCUCUUUGUGCGGAAAGAUGUGUAUCGUCGAGAUGGAGAAGAAAUGAGUGACUAUGAGAGUCGCUACAGGGCGCUUGUGAGAAAGGUGGAGAAGGCUUUGACAGCAGUUGCCUCUGGUAACAAGAUGCCUAGUGAAGUGUUUGGGUGGUUCCUCCUCAACAUCUUCAUUCGGCUGGAUACGUCAGACACUGCUAACGUGAAGGCUAAGGCAGCAACCUAUGCCUUGGAUGACGUGCUCAGUGCCUUGAGCACGAUGUGGUCUGGCGGCAGCUUGGCGCAGCGCGAUGCUGAGCUGAAGCGGCGUCGAAAGGAGACUGGCAGCUAUCUUUGCGAAGAUCAAGGCGAGAACGAGGUCUUCCAAACCGAGGCCCAGAGCUGGCAGGAUGACGACGCAGAAGACGACGACAUGGACGCUUUGGACCGGGCACGCCCGGCCCGUGGCUAUUAUCCCGCGAAGAAUCCUAACUACCGCAGGAGCGGGACGAAGGGCAAGGGCAAGGGCGCUGGAAAAGGCCAAGGCCGAGGAGGAGAAGCCCACUUCGUUCGCUACACCGUCCUGGUGCCACCCAUCGAGGAUGAGAUCGAUGGCAUGGAGACUCGAGAGAUCCACGCAUGGCUUCUCGAGGAGAAUCUCGAUGAUGUCUUCGAGGAAGCUAUCGAGGAUGAGCCCAACGCAGUGCACGUGGUGAGCUGUAUGCAGGUGGAGGGUCUCAGCCAAGAGCCUCAGCCCUUGGCACCGGUGAUGUCAGCGACGUCUAGUGGAAAGGCCUGUGCCAUCAUCGACAGCGGUGCCAGCGAAAACAUCGUUGGCAAGGAUACCCUCCAGGAGUUGGCCGACCACCUCCAAGAGUUGGACUUCGAUCCCAGUGCCGAGUUGAGAUAG
Molecule: messenger RNA, 1191 nt
Organism: Symbiodinium pilosum
Lineage: Eukaryota; Dinophyceae; Suessiales; Symbiodiniaceae
Source: the annotation of a GenBank genome assembly